UGAGUGCUGCACGCGCCGAUGGUGCCCAGAAAAGCCUUCUAGGUAAGAAGCGCACUAUAGGUUUUGAUUAAAAGAGGGUUUUAGAGCAUUAAGUUGAGCUCUGUCAGGGGAAACAGCAGUGAGGUGCUCACGGGUCACCGACUCGGAUCUUUAUGGAUUAUUAUUUUUUCUGCAUCAACUGCAAAUCACGUGAGAUGAAUGUGCAAUGACAAUGUCCCGACACCGAGCGGUCUCGCGCAGUUCUCGAGGAACGGGCACGCUCUCACAUUCCUUCAUGUAACCGAGCACUUCAUCGCAUUUUUUACUGUGUUUUCUUUCUUUUUAUUUUGCUUUUUGUGUUGGUUUAUUUAAUAGCAAUGGCUUGGCCGUGCAUCAGCAGAGUCUGUUGCUUGGCUCGGUUCUGGAACCAGUUCGAUAAAUCGGAUCUGUCGGUUCCGCUAACGAUUCAGAACUACUCGGACAUCGCGGAGCAGGAGGUGAGAUCCGUCACCAAACUCGUUUCCACGGAACCGGCACCGAGCGUCGACUUCGUAACGCCGGAGCACGCUGCUGGAGUCCGGCGGCCGCACCGGGGACGGACCGAAACGAGUUAUAAACCCCGCGAGGACUAUCAUCCCCCGGGUGUGCCUUUCCCGAGCGUCACCCAGUAUAAACAGGAUUACAAACCCUGGCCCAUCCCGAAGAAGGAUAACUUUCCCUGGAUUAGUAACGGAGGGAAAGGCGGCACUUUAACGGACAGCCCGGUGAACGGUUACUCUAACGGCACGAGUCAACCGCGGGCGGACAGACAGGAGCGGAGCAGCAGGCAGAGAGGAGGAGAUCAGAUCAGCUCAUACAGACAGGAGUACCAGCCUUGGUCUGGAGCCCGGCCGCAAAAGCCCGCCCACAAACGGCCCACGUUCCUGGGUACAGGUGCUGAUGAGCCCCCGCCGGAGACCAGCUACCAGGCCGCCUUCAGCCCAGAUGCACACAGACACACGGACAUUGUUCCGGAGACCAGCACACACGGUCUGUCAGAGAAAGCACACACACACAGGACAGAGAUCAGCAUGAAACCAGAGGAGCCGAAGACUAAAUUGUCACCAAAUCCCUCUGCCGUCUUUCAAAGCAAAUCCAGGAUCUUCAACAUAUGAUCCAUCAAGCUCCCCACAUUCACGUCUGAUUCAGCCUUUCACUAGAAGAGAAAACCAUUUCGAAAAAGAAGGAAUGACUAAAGAGACAUCUGAAUGUUGGGAAACUGGAGUUAUUCUGAGAGACUAGGACAAUCAGAGGAAGAAAAUGCCUGAGGAUGAAUAGAGACGGUUUCAAUGAAGAGCAAAAUCAGUAAAACAGGCUUCUCUAAAUCAUUCCACUGAAGAAAUUACAGAACCAGAGGAGUUUUGCUGGAAAUUUACACAAUGUAAAAUCUAUGCAAGAGAAUGUAUGCUUCAAAUGUCAACCAUCUACUGGAAGGAUAUGUUUGUAAGGUUUAAGAGUGAGAGAAAGUGUGUGUGUGUGACUGAGAAAGUUUUCAGGCCUCAAAUUCUGCUCGCCCUGUCCCUGCUGAAUGAAUAUCUGCAUGUUUCCUAAUAGUUUUAUGAAUCGACUGAAUAUGCACAUUUAGAAAUGUUUAAAAGAAAAACGUAAUCUGGUAACUCUGGGUGUGUGUGUAUCCUGUACAAAGCUUUGUUAAUAGCAUUAUUUUGUAUAUAGUGAUGUUGGUUUGCCUUUAUCGAUCUGUUAAUGUCUGCCUGAGGAUGCCUGGUACUUCUAAUCACCUUUCUUGCUCCAGACUCACUAGCCCUUUAUGAAACCCACAUAGAGACUGUAACACAUUAAGAAUCUUUCACUGAUUUCUGGGCUGUCCAAUUUUUUUUUGUAAAUGUGGUUGAGAUAUAAAUGGGGAAAAUAUGGCAAAACUGUUUAAAUAAAAAUGAAAUUCUUAAAA
Molecule: messenger RNA, 1927 nt
Organism: Ctenopharyngodon idella (grass carp)
Lineage: Eukaryota; Metazoa; Chordata; Actinopteri; Cypriniformes; Xenocyprididae
Gene: map6d1
Product: MAP6 domain containing 1
Exons: 3
Coding region: 357-1133 (258 amino acids)
Biological process (GO): microtubule cytoskeleton organization; regulation of microtubule cytoskeleton organization; cytoskeleton-dependent intracellular transport
Cellular component (GO): Golgi-associated vesicle; microtubule; cis-Golgi network
Molecular function (GO): microtubule binding; calmodulin binding
Source: RefSeq, a predicted model, not a curated record